AUUGAGGAUCUGAAGAUAAAACUACAAGACCUGAAGGGCAAGUUCAGGAAGCCCGUCCUGAAGAAAGUCCGCAUGUCUGCUGAUGCUAUGCUACAGGCUCUGCUGGGCUCCAAACACAAGGUGUCCAUGGAUCUGAGGUCCAACCUGAAGCAAGUCAAGAAAGAGGUCAAGGAAGAGGUGAAAGAUGCAGCUGACUGGCGUAAGAACAUAGAGGACAAGGCUGGCAUGGACGGUAGAAAGAAGAUGUUUGAGUCCGACCCUUAAGACCCUUUAACAAGACCCCUAAUAUGUGUAUUUGUGUUCAUAUGUCUCCUCUGAUAACAUCCUCCAUUUUAAUCUACAUUCUCCUCCUGUCAUUCCUGUUUACACGACUCUGUCUAAUAAAAGAAAAUACUUCA
This is a messenger RNA of Oncorhynchus tshawytscha (Chinook salmon), 398 nucleotides long. Its product is annotated as troponin I, fast skeletal muscle-like. Gene Ontology annotation, cellular component: troponin complex. NCBI's taxonomy places the organism in Eukaryota, Metazoa, Chordata, Actinopteri, Salmoniformes, Salmonidae. The record is from RefSeq and is a predicted model, not a curated record. Gene Ontology annotation, biological process: muscle contraction.